Sus scrofa (pig) is the source of this 3682-nucleotide messenger RNA. RefSeq names its product solute carrier family 14 member 1 (gene SLC14A1). The record is from RefSeq and is a predicted model, not a curated record. NCBI's taxonomy places the organism in Eukaryota, Metazoa, Chordata, Mammalia, Artiodactyla, Suidae. Gene Ontology annotation, biological process: urea transmembrane transport. Gene Ontology annotation, cellular component: membrane. Gene Ontology annotation, molecular function: urea transmembrane transporter activity.
GAAACUGGGUGCACCAACAUGCAGGGUGGGUUCUGAGUAUAAAACUGUUGGGUGCCUCCCCCAGCACCCUCCUCCCAAGCACCUCCCUUUUAAUAGAGCCCAGCAGGGCUUUAUCAGCCAGUGCCUUCUGCCUGGGGAGCCAGCUGCACUUUAGAGAAAACUGAGCACCUCUCACCACUUAGAAUCAAAAAGUACCUAAAAUAAAGAUUAUUAAAGGAAAGAUGAAUGGACGGUCUUUGAUUGGCGCCGCUGGUGACGCCCCUCCUGGUCCUCUUUGGAGGGACCCUUUUGGAAAAAAAGCUGGUGAGGCAGCGCGCAGAGGCUUCCCCUGUCUAAUCUCAGCCCUGGCUGAUGGGCCAGCAGAACAGGAGCCAGAGGAAGAGCUAUCCAUGGAGGACAGUCCCAGCAUUGUUAAAAUGGACCAGGGUGGAAAUCCAGGUUCACCAUGUCGAGGGAGAAGAUGCUUCCCCAAGGCACUUGGCUACAUCACUGGUGAUAUGAAAGAAUUUGCCAGCUGGCUUAAAGACAAACCCCAGGUGCUCCAGUUCAUCGACUGGAUUCUUCGGGGCAUAUCCCAAGUGAUGUUUAUCAGCAACCCCAUCAGUGGAAUCUUGAUUCUGGUGGGACUCCUGGUCCAGAACCCCUGGUUGGCUCUCAAUGGCUGUGUGGGAACGGUGGUCUCCACCCUGACGGCCCUGUUACUCAGUCAGGACAGGUCCACCAUUGCAGCAGGGCUCCAUGGCUACAAUGCCACCCUGGUAGGCAUCCUCAUGGCUGUCUUUUCAGACAAGGGAAACUAUUUCUGGUGGCUGUUGUUCCCUGUGUGUGCUAUAUCCAUGACUUGUCCAGUUUUCUCAAGCGCAUUGAACUCCAUGUUCAGCAAAUGGGACCUGCCUGUCUUCACUCUGCCCUUCAACAUGGCGUUGUCAAUGUACCUUUCUGCCACGGGACAUUACAAUUCAUUUUUCCCAAGCAAAUUGUUGACACCUGUAACCUCAGUUCCCAAUGUCACCUGGUCUGACCUCAGUGCCCUGCAGUUACUGAAGUCCCUGCCCGUGGGUGUUGGUCAGAUAUACGGCUGUGAUAAUCCGUGGACAGGGGGCAUCUUCCUAGGUGCCAUCCUCCUCUCCUCCCCACUCAUGUGCCUGCACGCUGCCAUCGGGUCACUGCUGGGGAUAGCAGCAGGGCUCAGUCUUUCAGCUCCAUUUGAGGACAUCUACUCUGGACUCUGGGGUUUCAACAGCUCUCUGUCCUGCAUUGCAAUUGGAGGAAUGUUCAUGGCGCUCACUUGGCAAACCCACCUGCUGGCUCUUGCCUGCGCCUUGUUCACAGCCUACCUUGGGGCCAGCAUGUCACACCUGAUGGCUGUGGUUGGAUUGCCAUCUUGUACCUGGCCCUUCUGUUUGGCCACACUGCUGUUCCUCCUGGUGACCACGAAAAACCCCAACAUCUACAGGAUGCCCCUCAGUAAAAUCACUUAUUCUGAAGAAAACCGCAUCUUCUACCUACAAACCAAGAAAAGGACGAUGGAAAGCCCUUUGUGAGCACAGCCCAAUCCACAGCCAUGGUCACAAGUCAUUUCUGACUACCUGCCCCAGUUGACUUCCAGGGUCUCAAAACUGUUGUUUUUACCAGUAACGAAUUCUAUACUAACCCAUCAGUGAUCUGUUUUUAUGCUCAUUUUGUAUUUUUCUUUCUUUCUUUCCAGAAUAUCCCCAAACAAGUGACAGACACAUCAAGGUGAUGUGCUCUGGCUAUGGAACAUUAAACCCUCGUGGGGCGUUGGCACUAAGACUGUGCUAUAUAAAGUCAGAGCGGUCCAACAGAAAGAGGAAGUAAGACUAAAGCUAAUUAUUGAUAUUUAUUGAUCUUCUUGGUGUUUUAGUUAGCUACAUGAUGUUAACAGUAUUAAAAAUUAAUCUAUGUAAACCAACUAAGCCUUAAGUGAAUGGAAUGCAUAGUCACAAAAUCAGAUCAAAGUCAACCCUGAAUUCCAAUAUAAGCCACUGGCUUAUUUAUAAUCAGUGCAAGUUACACCUUAUAGCUGUGGUCGACAUGGCAGGGCUGGUCACUAGGCUCUUUCCCCAGCUCUCAGUAGAGCGGCCUCCGACCUGUUCUACCUGUGUGGCCUUCUCUUACAGGAGAUGGUUUGUUCGUCUCAGUCUGGCAUAGCUACGGGAGGGAGAGUGGGAUCCUGCCCAUUAAAUUGAUUCUGUCUUGUCACUUUUCUUGGACAUUGCAAAGGACUUUUUUCAGCAGAGUUUAUUAUCUUUUUCUUAUGAGAACAGAUUGGUUUUCAAUGAGGUAAAAUAAGAGAAGUUCCUGGCUUCAGCAAUUCCUAAAUAUUAAAGAAAGCUACAUUUUUCUAAAAGACCUAGCAUAGCUAUUUUUACUUUAAUCUCUAAACUCAUUUUGUAAAUUCCAUGAAAGCAUAGAAUCAAAUCGUCACCCUCUGAGGGCCCUUUUAAGUCACGUUUUCAAUUCAUUGGAAGAUGCUUUAUGUAUGAUAAAGCCUGAAAGAUAAUGCCAGAUUGUUUCUGGGAAGUUUAGAGGUUGUUGAAUUCUUACUUUAAAAAUAUUCACUGGUGUUCCCGUUGUGGCUUAGCAGAAACAAAUCUGACUAGUAACCAUGAGGACGCAGAUUCAAGACCCGGAGGCCUUGCUCAGUGGGAUAAGGAUCCAGCAUUGCCAUGACCUGUGGUGUAGGUCACAGACACAGCUAGGAUCCUGUGUUGCUCUGGCUGUGGUGUAGGCCAGCAGCUGCAGCUCCAAUUCAACCCCUAUCCUGGGAACCUCCAUAUGCCUUGGGUGUGGCCCUAAAAUAAAAAAAAAUCCCUAUUUCUGCACGCACACAAUAUUCUCCCUCAGAAACCAAUGGUAUUGAACCACCAAAAAGAAAUACAGGUAAAGGAGUCUCUGGUUUGGUUUUGUUUGUGUAUGUUAUCAGCCCUAUAAAGAUUCUGUAACCAAACAAGCGGAAACCAGCAGUGGGAAGCUUUGGAAUUUCAGAGGAUUGGAAAGAGAAACUGGAAGCCUAAAGGUUUUUUCCUCUUUGGGAUUGAAGAACUCAGAACAAAAUAUAUAAUUUGCUGAAUGAACAAACAGAAGAAGGGAAGUAAACCUACAAACAUUUUAGAAACAAGUUCCCUUCUUCAUUUUCUCAGGAAAACACUGUCCCAAUUUUAAAACCCUGUGGCCAAAAGCCUUUUGAAAUCAUGACUUUGCAACUGCCAUACAGUCAUAUAUGUUCCUGUGGAAAAACUAAAUCUUAUUAGAGAAUUUGUGAAAUAAGAGUUGUGGUGCCCGGGUGGGAUGGGGCUGGGGGGACAAAAAAGCAAGCAGAUCCAAGGAUCACCAGGAGCAGAGAAGCUGGACUGCAGUUGAGUGAAAGGGAGCCUUUCAAGGUCUUCAAGUCCAUCUUCAGAACAAAGCUCUAGCCAGCUGAUCACACAUCCUGUUCCUGUGAGCUCACAUAGACUUGUAAAUAGGAACAUUGUAAAGCCUGUACAUUGUCUAAUUUAAAUGGUAUUAAUUUUCGCAAGCUAUUUUUGUUACUAAGUAUUAUACUAAUAAUUUUAGUGAGUAUUUUGUUGAUUUUCUUAGGGAGCAUUUGUAUUCUUUUCUAUUGCCUGUAUAACAAAUUUCUAUGUAAAAAUGUGAAUAAAUUAUACUCAUAGCUCAA